This is a messenger RNA of Ipomoea triloba (trilobed morning glory), 1157 nucleotides long. RefSeq names its product protein C2-DOMAIN ABA-RELATED 4. The transcript has 4 exons. Bases 256 to 798 code for a protein of 180 amino acids. The record is from RefSeq and is a predicted model, not a curated record. NCBI's taxonomy places the organism in Eukaryota, Viridiplantae, Streptophyta, Magnoliopsida, Solanales, Convolvulaceae.
CCCAUAUUUUUUUUCACUGGAUCUCCUUGCUUUGUUUCCUCCAGAAAACUAUCAAAAGCUUUUCUCUAUUUACUCUCCUUGAGGUUUCUGUCAUCCUGUCCCAUUUUUUAAUUCCAGAGGAGAGUAGCAUCAGAAAAGCUUCACAAUAUAAUCAAUAUUUGGCCCGAAAAAGGAAAAAUAAUAAGGAAACUUGGGGCUAAGUUGGUUUUGUCUUUCACGACAGCUUAGAAAAAAACCAAACAUAAGAGGUGCGCCAUGGAUUGUUUACCAUUGUCAGGAAGCGACGACGGCCAAUCUCUGAUGGACAGCCUUUUAGGUCUGCUCAGAGUGCGUGUCAAGCGAGGCAUUAACCUCGCCGUCCGCGACGUUAUGAGCAGCGAUCCUUACGUUGUUGUCAAGAUGGGCAAACAGAAGCUGAAGACUCGUUUUAUAAGGAAGGAUAUCAAUCCUGAGUGGAAUGAAGAUCUGACCCUUUCUGUUUCAGAUCCCGACGCUUCUAUUAAGCUGACGGUGUAUGAUCAUGACACAUUCACCAAGGAUGACAAAAUGGGAGAUGCAGAAUUCAACAUUAAAGCAUUUAUAGAAGCCUUGAAGAUGGAUCUGGAGGCCCUCCCAAAUGACACAGUGAUUUCAAAAGUGCAACCAUGCAGAUCAAACUGUUUUGCUGAGGAGUCCUGUGUGAUAUGGAAAGACCACAAGGUCAUACAAGAUAUGUGUCUGAGGUUGAGAAACGUCGAAUGUGGCGAGGUCGAAAUCCAGCUCCAGUGGAUCGAUCUUCCUGGCUGUAAGGGCUUAUAGAUCCAUCAGAUCGAUGAGAUCUGUCCCUGUUUUAUCAUCUCAUCUUCAUGUAUUUGAAUAACAAAAUUUACUUUGUUAACAAUACUGGUUUGUUUCAUUGCUAAGCACCCAUGGCUUCCUUACAGAUGACAGAGAGGCUUAUGAGUAGAGUCUGCCUGCACAAAUUAUAGCCACUGAACAACAAAGCUCAAACAAUUGUUAUAUCGUGGAUCCACCUUGUAAGGUGGACCAUGCUCUAAAACGAUACCAUUUCAAUAUCAUGAUUAACAAUCAUUCACAUUUUUCACCACACACUAUGUUUAUAUACAACAGAAAGCUUUAUUUUAUAAUAAACAUAUAAAAGGAAUAUUUUGACCUUA